This is a messenger RNA of Amborella trichopoda, 1675 nucleotides long. Its product is annotated as replication factor C subunit 3. The record is from RefSeq and is a predicted model, not a curated record. Gene Ontology annotation, biological process: DNA repair; DNA-templated DNA replication. Gene Ontology annotation, cellular component: nucleus; DNA replication factor C complex. NCBI's taxonomy places the organism in Eukaryota, Viridiplantae, Streptophyta, Magnoliopsida, Amborellales, Amborellaceae. Gene Ontology annotation, molecular function: ATP hydrolysis activity; ATP binding; DNA binding.
AUGGAAAUAAGGCGCGUUUUCGCGCGUCCAAAAAUCGGAUGUAUCGGGGCUCACCGUCGCUGUUUUCCCUUUUGCGCGCACUCUGCAAUCGAGAGAGAGAGAGAGAGAGAGAGAGAGAUGUCAUCCCCCAUGGACGUGGAUGUAGAGAGAGAGCAAGAUAUGAGGUAUUUGCAGACGGGAAAGGGGAAGGUGGUUGAGAGAGAACAGCUCCUCCCCAAGGCCACUCCAUGGGUGGAGAAGUACCGCCCACAAUCCCUCGCAGAUGUUGCCGCCCACAAAGACAUAAUCGAUACCGUUGAUAGGUUAACAAACGAGAACAGGCUUCCCCAUCUCCUCCUCUAUGGCCCUCCUGGUACUGGCAAGACCUCCACUGUUUUGGCAGUUGCUCGAAAGCUUUAUGGAGGGAACCUUCGCAACAUGAUUCUUGAGCUCAAUGCUUCUGAUGAUAGGGGUAUCGAUGUUGUUCGCCAACAAAUACAGGAUUUUGCUAGCACCCAGAGCUUCAGCUUUGGUGCAAAGUCUUCUGUGAAACUGGUCCUGUUGGAUGAAGCUGAUGCCAUGACAAAAGAUGCUCAAUUUGCCUUGCGGAGAGUGAUUGAGAAAUAUACAAAGAGCACAAGGUUUGCCCUUAUUUGUAACCAUGUCAACAAAAUAAUUCCGGCCUUGCAGUCAAGAUGCACCCGAUUUCGAUUUGCUCCUCUUGAUGCUGCUCAUGUCAGAGAACGGCUUCAAUAUGUCAUAAAGGCUGAGGGGCUUGAUGUUGAUGAAAGCGGAUUAUCUGCAGUUGUGAGGCUAAGCAAUGGAGACAUGAGAAAGGCUUUGAACAUAUUGCAGUCGACUCAUAUGGCUUCCCAGCAUGUGUCUGAGAAAGCUGUUUACCUUUGCACUGGCAACCCAAUGCCAAAAGAUGUCGAGCAAAUUUCCAAUUGGCUUCUAAAUGAGGACUUUGCAACUUCUUACAAAUAUAUAUCUGACAUGAAGACUACAAAAGGGUUGGCGUUGGUUGACAUAGUGAGAGAGGUUACAAUGUUUAUUUUUAUGAUCAAAAUGCCAUCAACUGUUCGAGUUCAACUUAUCAAUGAUUUGGCAGAUAUUGAAUACAGGCUGAGCUUUGGAUGCAAUGAUAAGUUGCAGCUUGGAUCACUCAUAGGCUCUUUCACUCAUGUUCGUUGUGCUAUGGAGGCAGCUGCCAAGUGAAGGCCAUUAUGCAUAGGCAUAUUGAUUUUUCUGGUUUUGGGGACCUCGGUGUAUUUUAAAGCGUAAGGUUAAUCUUAUUUUCUAGUUAUUGGAAAAAGCUUGUGGCAUUGCUUUAGAGGAUGAGAUAUUUUCAAGUGGUUCUCCAUGCUGAGUUUACUGGACAUUCUACUGGGGUUUCUUUCUGCAUGCAGAAUGGAGGAUCCCUUGAUGUUUCCGAGAUUCCAACUUAUCCAUGGAAAACAGGCUUGCCUGACCCCAUGCCUCAAAAUGAGAUGCAAUCUGAUGUAUAUUGCUGCAGCUCUAAGGCUUUUCGUUUUGUUUUGUUGUUUACUUUUGGGGUGAAUAUGCAAGUUGAAGUGGUUUCAAUUAGCAGUUUUAUUUACAAUGCCCCACUGUCGAGCAUCACAUAAAUGUUUCAUGGUCUCUUAGGAAAGCGGAAUAUUGUAAGCUUAUUUUCAAAAUCAUGGUAUUCUUCUCA